This is a messenger RNA of Hippocampus comes (tiger tail seahorse), 3619 nucleotides long. It is a transcript of the gene grm3, whose product is annotated as glutamate receptor, metabotropic 3. The record is from RefSeq and is a predicted model, not a curated record. Gene Ontology annotation, biological process: G protein-coupled receptor signaling pathway. Bases 333 to 2978 code for a protein of 881 amino acids. Gene Ontology annotation, cellular component: membrane. The transcript is spliced from 13 exons. Gene Ontology annotation, molecular function: G protein-coupled receptor activity. NCBI's taxonomy places the organism in Eukaryota, Metazoa, Chordata, Actinopteri, Syngnathiformes, Syngnathidae.
ACACACACACACACACACAUACACACAGCGGCAGCAUCCUCCCUCUCAGCGCGACUCCUCCGGGGAUCGGGAGCAGACCCAGUCAAACUUCCAGCAGAGAAAGGAUUCACAACGAGACAACAGUAAGGUGAGAGAUGUUGCUAGCUGCAAUCGGCCAUCUGCUCCGUUUCUUCUUCAUUCAGGGCUGAUGUCCUCAUGCUGUGUCCCUCAACGUGCACUGCUCUGCUUGUCCCCCUCGACCAUUUCAUGGGCCUCCAAGUGACCCCCGCCGUUCCACCCUUAGCCCCUCACCCCUAACCUUCCUCACCCGGCCCCACUCCCGACCCCCAACCAUGGUGGCCCGCGCUCUCGUGAUGGUGAUGAUGUGUCGAGGCGUGCUGCUGUCCGUCGGAGACCCGCCGCCGUCCCGCCGGGAGAUCCGAAUGGAAGGCGACCUGGUCCUGGGCGGCUUGUUCCCCGUACAUGAGAAAGGCAGCGGCAUGGAGGAGUGCGGCCGUGUCAAUGAAGAUCGAGGCAUCCAGAGACUGGAGGCCAUGCUGUUCGCCAUAGACGCCAUCAACAGGGAUCCCGUUCUGUUGCCUGGCGUGUCCCUCGGCGUGCACAUCUUGGACACGUGCUCGCGAGAUACCUACGCACUGGAGCAGGCGUUGGAGUUUGUGCGCGCGUCGCUCACCAAGGUGGACGACUCGGAGUUCAUCUGUCCGGACGGCUCUUACGCCUUGCAGGACGACAGCCCACUCGCCAUCGCUGGCGUCAUCGGCGGUUCCUUCAGCAGCGUCUCCAUACAGGUUGCCAACCUUCUCAGGCUCUUCCAGAUCCCCCAAAUAAGCUACGCGUCCACCAGCGCCAAGCUCAGUGACAAGACCCGCUACGACUACUUCGCCCGCACCGUGCCGCCUGACUUCUAUCAGGCCAAGGCCAUGGCUGAGAUCCUGCGCUUUUUCAACUGGACCUACGUCUCCACCGUGGCGUCGGAGGGCGACUACGGAGAAACGGGCAUCGAGGCCUUCGAGCAGGAGGCCCGCAUGAGGAACAUCUGCAUUGCCACGUCAGAAAAAGUGGGACGUUCCAACGCCAAAAAGUCAUACGAAGCCGUAAUCCGCCAACUCCUCCAGAAGCCCAACGCCCGCGUGGCCGUCCUGUUCCUGCGCAGCGACGACGCCCGAGAGCUUUUGGCCGCCGCCGCCAGGCUUAACGCCUCCUUCAUCUGGGUGGCCAGCGAUGGCUGGGGGGCGCAGGAGAGCAUCGUCAAGGGCAACGAAGUGACUGCCGAAGGAGCCAUCACGCUCGAGCUGGCCGCCAAUCACGUGCCAGAGUUCAACCGCUACUUCCUCAGUCUGAACCCCAAGAAAAACCUUCGCAACCCGUGGUUCAGGGAAUUCUGGGAGCAGCGCUUCCAGUGCUCACUGGGCAGCGGCGGAGGGGAAACAUCUCUCCCCUUGUGCGACAAGGACCUAUCCAUGGACAAGAGCAACUUUGAACCCGAGUCCAAGAUCAUGUUUGUGGUAAAUGCGGUGUACGCCAUGGCCUACGCCCUUCACAAUAUGCAGCGCAGCCUCUGCUUCAACACCAGCACACUGUGCGAUAGCAUGAAGGCCUUGGAUGGCCGCAGACUCUACCGGGACUUCAUCCUGAACGUCAGCUUCACAGCCCCCUUCUCCCCCGCCGGCAGCGAGACGGCCGUCAAGUUCGACUCCCAGGGCGACGGCGUAGGCCGCUACAACAUUUUCAGCUACCAGCGCUCCGGCGAACGCUACGCUUACGUGCCGGUCGGCGAAUGGGCCGAGAGUCUCAGUCUUAAUGGCGGUCUGAUUCAGUGGCCCAGGGAGGCAGCGCCCACCUCGCAAUGCAGCGACCCCUGCGAGCGCAAUGAGAUGAAGAAAAUGCAGGCAGGCGAGUACUGUUGCUGGAUCUGUACUGCAUGCGAGCCUCACGAAUACCUGGCUGACGAGUUCACUUGCUCACCCUGCGCUCCGGGUCAGUGGCCCACCGACGACCUGACGUCCUGCUACGAGCUCCCUGAGGAUUACAUCAUGUGGGAAGACGCAUGGGCCAUCGGGCCCAUUACCAUCGCCUGUGUGGGCUUCUUGUGCACGGGCCUGGUGCUGUGGGUGUUGGUCCGCCACAAUGACACGCCACUGGUGAAGGCGUCGGGCCGCGAGCUGUGCUACAUCCUCCUCUUGGGCGUCUUCAUGUCUUACGCCAUGACCUUCCUUUUCCUGGCCAAGCCGUCGCCGGCCAUCUGCGCCUUGCGCCGCCUCGGCCUGGGCACAUCGUUCGCCGUCUGCUACUCGGCACUGCUCACCAAAACCAAUCGCAUCGCCAGGAUCUUCGGUGGCGUCAAGGACGGAGCGGGUGCUGCCAGGCCGCGCUUCAUCAGCCCGUCUUCUCAAGUCUUCAUUUGCCUGAGCCUGAUUUCGGUGCAGUUGGUGAUGGUGUCCGUGUGGCUGCUGCUGGAAGUUCCAGGCACGCGGCGCUUCACGCUGCCCGAGCGCCGGCAGACGGUCAUCCUCAAGUGCAACGUGCGCGACGCCAGCAUGCUGCUGUCACUCAGCUACGACGUACUCCUGGUCAUCCUGUGUACUGUAUAUGCCUUCAAGACCAGGAAGUGCCCCGAGAACUUCAACGAGGCAAAGUUUAUUGGCUUCACCAUGUACACCACCUGCAUCAUCUGGCUGGCCUUUCUGCCCAUCUUCUAUGUCACGUCCAGUGACUACAGAGUCCAGACGACCACCAUGUGCAUCUCAGUGAGCCUGAGCGGCUUCGUGGUGCUGGGCUGCAUGUUUGCUCCCAAGGUUCAUAUCAUCAUGUUCCAGCCCCAGAAGAACGUCACCAGUCACAGGCUCAACCUCAAUCGCUUCAGCGUCAGCGGGGCGGCCGCCGUCUCCUACGCAUCUCACGCUUCCGUCAGCGCCCACUACGUCCCGACCGUGUGCAACGGCAGAGAAAUUGUCGACUCAACCACUUCGUCUCUGUGACCGCCCACCCCACAAAGACGCCCUGCGACUGUUAGCCCCGCCCACCAAGACCCUAUGAACCAAUGAGGUUUCAUUGGUCUACCUAAUGUUGCAGCCUCCGUAACUGACCGGUCCGAGCAGUGUAGAAAAUGUAUAACUAUAAUUAAAUUAUUUUCUAAAAGGCUUGUAAAUAUGUGGGAUGGACAUUGUGGUAUGUAGACUAUAAAAAAAAGGGACCCCCACCCCCCCCCCCCCCCAAAAAAAAAAAAACAUUUUUAGGAGGAUCUUUUGGAGCAUUUUGUUUUUUGAUAGCUUUGUUAUUAUGAUGUAAAUAGGUUCAUGACGGUGGUAAGGAAGAGGACCUUUGCAAUACCCCACUGACUUUUUAUUAUUGUUAUGAUGUUUAUUCUCAUGGUCUUUUUGUAGGUUCUCAUUGUAAUAAUGAUAAUACUCCAAUGUAUGCAUUUCUAGUGUGUACCUUUUUGCGUAAUAUGGCCCACGGUUGAAACAGCACAAUGAGUGGGACAGUAUUUGGGCAGGACUGAAUGUGAGCGCAAUGGACAACUUGUACAAAAAAAAAAAAAGAACUACAUUACAUUUACGUCUUCAUGGAAUUAUGUUGCUUUUGAUACUUUUGUUUUUAUAUAAAAGAACGUGUCUAA